Molecule: messenger RNA, 258 nt
Organism: Didymodactylos carnosus
Lineage: Eukaryota; Metazoa; Rotifera; Eurotatoria; Philodinida; Philodinidae
Source: the annotation of a GenBank genome assembly
AUGAUUCGGCUGCCGUGCCCGCGUACAAAUGACGAAAUUGCUCAGUACCCAGGUCGGCGGCAAGCGCGGUGCGUGCUUCGCUCUGACCGUCGGAGUCGAACAUCAAAAACAGAUCGCGUCCGGCGCGGGACUGUUCGUGCAGCCAUUGUUCGACCCGGUUCAUGCGACUUCUCCCAGGCCGCACUGCCCAGCCGCACAGGCUUCGCACAGCGGGCAAUAAUCCGCCGCCUGCAGGCGAGCACUGUUGACGAUCGAUAG